Molecule: messenger RNA, 3946 nt
Organism: Abrus precatorius (Indian licorice)
Lineage: Eukaryota; Viridiplantae; Streptophyta; Magnoliopsida; Fabales; Fabaceae
Product: CBL-interacting serine/threonine-protein kinase 10
Exons: 2
Coding region: 533-1912 (459 amino acids)
Biological process (GO): protein phosphorylation; signal transduction
Molecular function (GO): ATP binding; protein kinase activity
Source: RefSeq, a predicted model, not a curated record
AUAUUUAUAUAUCUCAAUGUUCCUUGGUUUGCUUUGCAUUUUCUAUGCGUACGCCAACCUGUGCUUCCCCUGAUUCUCAAGAUUCUCUCUCUAACAACAAUCAUCUGCUGAAAAUUCAAGUAUGCUGCUGAAAGUUCAUCAGUUUAAAGUUGUAAGCACAUACUCUCAGUUGUUGAUAGAGACCCUGCUGGGAAUGCCUAAAAGAUGUGUCUUCUUGAUUUCAGUUAUGUCUAUGAGAUUCACAAGGUGCAACCCUUGCUAUUAAUGCCUCACUUAAUGCUUCACAAGAGUGGACCACAAGUUUGUAGUUCAUUUAUAAAUUAUUCCUUGAUGCUCCAUAGGCACACAAGUUUUUUUACAGUGCCUGUUCUGCUAAUACAUGAUUUGUGUGAAGACGGUUGAAACACUUUUCUGCUGUAUGUAUAUAGUAUUAUAGUUUUACACACUUUAGAAUACUAGUAAAUGAUAUAGAAUUUGAGUGAGCUGAGGAAGUUUGGUAAAAUUUUAUACUACUUUGAGGUCUCAUUAUCAUAUGGAGAGUAACUCAAAUGUCUUAAUGCAAAGAUAUGAGUUGGGAAGAUUGUUAGGCCAAGGAACCUUUGGAAAGGUUUACUAUGCACGGAGUGCAAUAACUAACCAGAGUGUGGCUAUUAAAGUGAUUGACAAAGAUAAGAUUAUGAGAACUGGGCAAGCUGCACAAAUCAUGCGCGAAAUAUCCGUUAUGAGAGUGGCCAGACAUCCCAAUAUUAUACAGCUUUUUGAGGUUAUGGCUAACAAGAAAAAGAUUUACUUUGUUAUGGAAUAUGCUAAAGGUGGUGAGCUCUUCAACAAGGUGGCGAAAGGAAAACUCAAAGAAGAAGUUGCACACAAAUAUUUUAAGCAGCUAAUCAAUGCUGUAGAUUUUUGUCACAGUAGAGGCGUGUACCACCGAGAUAUAAAGCCUGAGAACAUUCUAUUGGAUGACAACGGGAAUCUAAAAGUAUCUGAUUUCGGUUUAAGUGCUCUUGCCGAUUCCAAGCGACAAGAUGGCUUACUCCAUACACCUUGUGGUACUCCUGCUUAUGUUGCUCCUGAGGUCAUCAAAAGAAAAGGAUAUGACGGUGUCAAAGCUGAUAUUUGGUCUUGUGGGAUAGUUCUAUUUGUCUUGUUGGCAGGUUAUCUCCCUUUUCAUGAUCCAAAUUUGAUAGAGAUGUAUAGGAAGAUAAACAAAGCAGAAUUGAAGUGUCCUAAUUGGUUCCCUGCCGAAGUAUGCCAGCUAUUGAGUAAGAUGUUGGAUCCAAAUCCUGACAACAGGAUUUCCAUAUCUAAUAUUAGGGAAUAUUGUUGGUUUAACAAAGGACCAAAUGUUAAAAGUAAAAGACCUGAAGUGGAAAACAACACUGUCUCUUCUUCAGGUACAAUUGUUCCUGAUCAAAAUGAUGAAGGUGAAGCAAAGGAAGAAUCUGUUGUUCCAGUUAGUAUAAAUGCCUUUGAUAUCAUCUCACUUUCUGCUGGUUUUGAUCUUUCUAGAUUCUUUGAUGAUCAUAUUCAGAAAAGGGAAGCAAGAUUUAGUUCAAGGUUACCUGCAUCAAUCAUCAUCUCUAAGCUGGAAGAUAUUGCUAAGCAACUAAAGCUGAAAAUAAGGAAAAAGGUUGCUGGUUUGUUGAAAUUAGAGAGACUCAAUGAAGGUAGGAAAGGGGUAUUAUCCAUUGAUGCAGAGAUCUUUGAGGUUACCCCUUUCUUCCAUUUGGUUGAGGUGAAAAAAUCAAAUGGAGACACUUUGGAAUAUCAGAAAAUAUUGAACGAAGAUAUAAGGCCGGCACUUCAGGACAUAGUUUGGGUCUGGCAAAGUGAUCAACAACUUCAAUCACAGCAGUCAGAGCAACAGCUACAGAUAGAUGAUCAGCAGGAACAACAACAAUCACAGUCAUAAGUCAUAACCAAUUAUCAAUUUUGAGGUGUCAUGCCUAUCACAUUUCAUGGCAAUUCCCAGUUUUUGCUUUAAUUUUUUCUUCAAAAUCUUGUUUGUGCAUAUUUUGCGUUUCAUGAUGCUAUGACCUUAUUGUAGCAUAUCUUGUGUCUCAACUCAAUUUUGCAAAGUACAUGUCCCAGUUUUUCAGUAUAACAAGAGUCUGAAACAACUUUUUUCCAGUUUUGAUUUUAUGAUAAUAGAAUCUAAAUAUAUAUGUACCAACUUUCUAUUGAGCCAAUCCACUCAAGCCAGUAUGUUACUCCAAAUGUAAUAUGAAUGCUCAAAUGCUUACAAGGGUGCCCGAGGAACAAGCACACUUGUGUCUGAAGAUAUAUAUCUUACGUUGUGGGAGACAACAAUAAUUUAUAGUUUUAUGAACACUAAUCAAUAAUCCUUAAUCAGUCCUUAAAAUUGAUUUUAAGUAUUUAAAAAUAAAAAGUUCUUAUUGAAAAAAUAAUAUGUAUUAGACUACUAUGUUCUUGAUACAGUAAAUGUUUCUUUAAAAUAAAAUUUGCUCAUUUUAAUUGUUUAAAAUUAGUCCUUAGAACCAAGAUUAAUAUUUUCCAACUUUAUAUUGAUUCCUCAUGUUUAAAGGAAAUGAAAACUUCAUUUUAUAGAGAGAGUCAUGCUGGCCUCAAAGUAAGUAUUGAUUUUUUAUAAACUCUCCCCGGAGGAAACCUACUCUUAUCAUGCUACUUUCAAAGACCUUUCUUUCCUUUAUUGUUAUUAUAAUCUUGCUAACCACAGUUUUUAAGAUUAGGUUUAGACAUUCAGAAAUAGUAAUUUUUAUUAAAAAAAAAUAUAAUACUUGUUAUACUUUUUAUUCUUAAGAUGAUAAAUGCUUUUUUGAUAAAAAUGUAUGACUUUUUGUUGCUUAUCCAGGUUAAAAAUUUCCUUAUUAUUAUUGUUAGAACUUCAUGGACUAGAAUUUUAUCUAAUGGUCAAGGAAUCUAUUGACAGUCAAAAGUAAGCACUUUAUUUUAAUGGACCAAACUUUAAGCGUAAGGAGUAGGCAGAGAAGCAAAAAGAGCUCAUUUAGCCGCGUGUCAAGGUACUUGGCACUUUACUCAACUCAAUAGCCCAUGUCUUUGUUUGACCAAUCUUCCAAAGCUUUGCCUAUAAAUAAGCGCCGCAAUGAUUAGCAAGUUUUUGCAUUAGUUUUCUAAAGAUUUUCAAUAUCAAAUUAAUUCUUUUAAAGAUUUAGAACAUAGUAAUAUCCAUUUUUAUGAAAGACUGAAAUGGUGUCACAAAAUAAAAUAUGUAAUAAUUUAAAACUGUUUUGGUGUUUAUAGACUAAUUUAAUAAUAAAAAUGUUUUAAUUAUUGAUAUGAUGACGAGCUAAAAUUCAAUAUACUAAUUUAAUGAUACUUUCUUUUAAAGAAUAAUACAAUACCUUCCUAAUCUUUGGAAGACUAAACAAAGUUUACUUGCACAACAUCUGACACAUAUGGGGGACUCACAUCGUUUCGAGGCGCCUUAUGUCAAAAGUUCACCAACUUGAUCCUUGUUACUUAAAAGAGUCCAUUCCCCAUGUGCCAAAAGGACAACAAAAGGAAAAGAAUGUGGUGGUUAUGAAAUAAGAAUUACAAAACACAUUUAAUAGUUUUAUUUCUAUAUAAAAAAAUAUUAAUUAAUUUCCUAUUUUAUUCUAUAAAUAAAUUUUCUCCCACUUUAAUUUCCUUCUACAUAAUAAUUAUCAAACAAUAAAAUUGAAAAAAAUAUUGUUACUUUGAAAGAAAAAAAAAAAUGCCAAAGCAACUAUUAUUUUGAAUUAGAACAAGUAUCUUUUACCAUUUGCACUUGCUACUGAAGUGCAAGUCAAUAAUCAAUGGUCAUCACAUAAAAGAAACAAGUUUACACAAAAAUGCGUUUUGAGUUAUUGACUGUAGUUAGUUAUUUAUCUCUUAAUGAGACUCGAUAAGAAUUGAACAUUGUGAUUAAUUAAUUGAUUUAAAGAAACAAGAUUACACAAAAUUGUUCAGAUUUCUCCAUUCU